This is a messenger RNA of Lithohypha guttulata, 2661 nucleotides long. RefSeq lists its product as uncharacterized. The coding region runs from base 1 to 2661 and encodes 886 amino acids. The transcript has 2 exons. Gene Ontology annotation, molecular function: zinc ion binding; DNA-binding transcription factor activity, RNA polymerase II-specific; RNA polymerase II cis-regulatory region sequence-specific DNA binding. Lineage: Eukaryota; Fungi; Ascomycota; Eurotiomycetes; Chaetothyriales; Trichomeriaceae. The record is from RefSeq and is a predicted model, not a curated record. Gene Ontology annotation, cellular component: chromatin. Gene Ontology annotation, biological process: regulation of transcription by RNA polymerase II; DNA-templated transcription.
AUGGCAUCGGGACACAAGCGAGACCAUGAUGGCAACGUCGUCAGCAAUCACGCAUCGGAAUAUCCUCCAGGAGGCCAUGCUGUAGCCAACUCCAGUAAGCCGACACGGCGGUAUGAAUGCAGCUUCGAGGGUUGCGGCAAGUCAUAUACUCGCGCCGAGCAUCUGGGCCGACAUCAACUGAAUCACAAUCCCAAGGACAUCUAUUCUUGUGAUUUUCCUGGCUGUACACGAGUCUUUGUCAGGCAGGACUUGUGUGUGCGACAUCGCGAAAGGCAUGAUGCGCCUCCUAGUAAGAGCGGUGGUGCCUCGAGUGAGGAGGAAGACGCCGAAGCUGGGAGUACCACUCGACGUGUAGGUCGGCCACGGUUGUCUUCUCUUAACCAAAAUGGCUCUGCUACGAAAACGAACCUCCAUCACCCAGCAACGAUUACACAAUCUUCUUUGCCACGAGCGAAAUCCAUGUCAACACAUGAUGGUUCUGAACAGAUAGAACAGACAACAACCUUCUCACCGCGUGCCUCUGUGGGUUUGAUCAGCAACGUAAGCGCCUUCUCAAUCGACAUGCAUGACUCAGGACCAUCUCAACACGGUACCGGUAUAGCUCCAAUACAGUCAACCCGUGACUUCCAAUUGCCCGUCCUUGAAUUCAAUGAAUCGCCAGCGUCGGUUCGUGACGAGUUCACGUCUUGGCUAUUUGAUGAACAGUUUCCAAAUGUAAACAGUGGGCCGUUUUUGUCGACUGCGUUGAACACAUUGGGCUUUGGCAUGAAUAACUAUAUGGGCUUCGGGACAAUGCCAAUGUUCUCCGAUUAUACCAACGAUAGCCUGCUAGAUAUUGGUGUGGACGCUAGAACAUCGAGUACAGGCGAAUUCGAAUUCAUGCCUGACGACGAUACAGCUUGGCUUUCAUCAGCGAAGAGGCAAAAGUUGAUUGAACUGAUGCGGACUCGUUUCAUCGAUGCCGAGAACACAGAUAUCACUUCUUUAAGGUUGGAAAUCUUCUCUGGGGAAGACGCUGACGCUGAAGAACACAUUCUCAGCCUAAGAUCCAUGCAACUCUACCUGGGCUCUUACUGGAAGCAUUUCCAUCGGCAGAUGCCCAUUCUACAUCAGCCGACCUUCUCAGCAGAUACUGCAAACGACCUACUUGUGCUGGCCGUCAUGGCACUGGGAGCGUCACAGCUCGGCAGUCGUUAUGGUAGACUGAAGACGACCGCUGCCUCCAAAUUCGCAACUUUUGUAGCAUGGCAUCUGCGCUGGCAGAUCUUCAUGCAUGCUGAUUUUCGCCCUCCUGCCAAGCUAUGGGUCUUUCAGACACUAAUUCUGCUAGAAUUCUACGAGAAGUCAGGCUCGACACGCUUAUUGCACGAGAGAGCUCAUGUACAUUCUGCCACUCUAAUUAAUCUCAUGCGAAGAGGUACGACCUUGACGGGUGAAGAUGAGACCGCCAGACGUACCCCGAAUCCAACCACUCCUGAUGAAGCUUGGCACAGAUGGAUAGAGACAGAGUCUACACGAAGAGCGGCCUUCGCGGCAUUUUGUGUCGAUGCAUCUCAUGCUAUAAUGUUCGGCCAUGCCGCAAUAAUGGUAGUACACGAACUCAGGUUACCACUUCCGUGCGACGAUGCUUUGUGGUCGGCCACAUCAGCUCCCGAGGUUGGGCGUAUUCAUGCUAGUCUGCAUACUCAUGGCAUCAAACCGACGACUUUUAUCGAAGGUCUGAAACGUACACUAACCGGCAAGAAAGUCAAGGCAAACAACUUCGGCAGAGCUAUCCUUAUGGCAGGACUCCAAUCAAUUACUUGGCACCUUCAUCAAAGAGACCUACAAGUUUCGAGCUUAGGUGCUUCCUCUUCCCUAGGAAUGCCCACAAUAUGGCGCGAAGCUAUGGCAAAGUCCUUUGAUUUCUGGAAGCGCGAUUUUGACGACAGCAUGAUUCACAUGAAGAACGUAGCACUGCCUUGGCAGCAGACUCUGAAUUCGGAAGAUCGAGACGCAUGUGCUUCCGCGGACGUGGUACACCACUUGAGCCAUAUUGCCUUGCACGUCGAUUUCACCGAAUGCCAAAUAUACACUGGUGCUCACCGGCUGUUUGGUAGAACAAUCACAAGAGCAGACCGCGAACGAGCCAAAACGAAAAUGCUCGAAUGGAGCAAAACUCCCGGCGCAAGGAGUGCUACUUUUCACGGCCUCCAGAUUCUUAGAGCGGUCAUUUUACAGACGACGAGCUCCGCCGAUUUCUACACAUGCCAUGACGACCAUCUACUCAACCGCAGCUGGGCUAUCUAUCACGCUCUACUGGUCUCAUUCGCUUACGGCUUUGCCAUGGAUGGGCCACUACGACCUUGGCCGGCCCAACUUCCGGCACAUGACACUCCCUUCUCAUCACCCACACCCACCCUAGGUUGGCCAGGUAUACAGACGUCAACAUCUGACAACCAAUUCCAUACCUAUCUGAAGGACGCCAGGGCGUUCCUAAACUCCACAAGCCAUGUCAAAGCCGCAGACGAUCUUCGAUCGAUGCAUUCUGGACGGAACAGGUUGGCUGGCAUGCUCCGACUUUUUGCACACGCUUUCCGCGACUCCAGAUGGGAGCUUAUGCAGGAAGGUGCGCAGAGACUUGAAAGGGCUGUCCAAAUCUUACGCGAAGGUGAAGCAUGA